Molecule: messenger RNA, 1555 nt
Organism: Zingiber officinale
Lineage: Eukaryota; Viridiplantae; Streptophyta; Magnoliopsida; Zingiberales; Zingiberaceae
Product: serine carboxypeptidase-like 51
Exons: 13
Coding region: 33-1424 (463 amino acids)
Biological process (GO): proteolysis
Molecular function (GO): serine-type carboxypeptidase activity
Source: RefSeq, a predicted model, not a curated record
AUCAUAUUCGCUCUAACUCUCAGACCUGGGAAAUGAAGUCAUUUCGGUUCUUCCUCCCUCUUCUCUUCUGUUUCGCUUCUUUUUAUGUUGAGGUUGUGAGUAGCAUUGGUACUUCGGAUGGAGCAGAGGAAUGGGGUUAUGUCGAAGUAAGGCCAGGAGCACACAUGUUCUGGUGGCUCUACAGGAGUCCUCAAAGAGUGGACAAUGGCUCGACUCCAUGGCCAACUAUCCUGUGGCUGCAGGGUGGACCUAGUGUGUCCGGAAUUGGGAUUGGCAAUUUCCAAGAGAUCGGGCCGCUGGACACCAACCUCAAGCCUCGCAACUCGACAUGGCUGCAAAAGGCCGAUCUCCUCUUCGUGGAGAAUCCAGUGGGCACAGGGUUCAGCUUCGUGGAGGAGGAGAGCCUGCUGGCGAAGAGCGACUGGGAGGCGGCGGCAGACUUGACUGCGUUUCUGAAGAAACUCUACAACGGGAACGCAGCCAUGCAGCAGAAGAACAGCCCCCUUUUCGUCGUGGCAGAGUCUUACGGCGGCCGGUUUGCGGUGACGACGGCCUUGUCAGUUCUCCACGCCAUCAGAGCUGGAAAACUGAAGCUCAAACUCGGAGGUGUUGCACUGGUGAGUAGCUGGAUAUCACCUGAGGACUACGUGCUCUCAUGGGGGCCUCUGCUCCAAGACAUGUCGAGGCUCGACGCAAAGGAUGCAGAAAAAUCAAACAGUAUGGCUCGAGUAAUCAAAGAAGAGAUUGACAAUGGUGAGCUUGCCAAUGCCACAAACACCUGGCGGGUGCUCAAGUAUUUCAUUUCUGCUGGAAGCAACCGUGUCAGUUUCUACAAUUUCUUGUUGGAUGCCGGGAUGGAACCCAUCACUCAAAUGCUGACGACGAAGACAUAUUCAUCAUACCUGAGCUCCCAAUCCUCUACCUCCGUCGACCUCCCAAGGUUCAUGAACGGUGUGAUCAGGAAGAAGUUGAAGAUCAUUCCAGAGCAUGUAAAGUGGCAGGAGCGGUCUGAUCUCGUCUUCGACUACUUUUCAAAUGGCUUCAUGCAGCCAAGAAUCAAAGAGGUCGACAGGCUUCUUUCCCUAGGAAUCACUGUGGCUAUCUACAACGGACAGGUCGACCUGAUUUGCUCGAAUAAAGGCACACAUGCAUGGGUGCAAAAGCUGAAAUGGAAGGGAUUGAAGAAAUUCACCAACACCCCGCGUAGCCCUCUGUAUUGCAACUCCGAGGAAGCAGGGGUCACCAAGGGCUUCUUCAAGUCCUAUCAGAACCUGCAGUUCUACUGGAUCCUGAGAGCUGGGCACUUCGUUCCAGUAGACCAGCCUUGUGUCGCGCUGCAGAUGAUCGCCAACCUCACGCAAUCUCCUGCUACUUCCUACUUCCGCCUAGAGGAAGAAGAAGAAGAAAAGGAGGAAGAAGAAUAAUGCAGUUGUCGGAGAAGAAUAAAGUGCCUCGUACAAAAAAUACUUUACAAUUCCAAUCAGAUUGAUGCUUUGGAGUGCACUUAAUUAAUUUGUCUGUAUUAUCAAAGAUAAAUAAUCCCUUUCUCAGUUAA